This is a messenger RNA of Dermochelys coriacea (leatherback sea turtle), 2315 nucleotides long. RefSeq names its product solute carrier family 25 member 38 (gene SLC25A38). Gene Ontology annotation, biological process: glycine import into mitochondrion. NCBI's taxonomy places the organism in Eukaryota, Metazoa, Chordata, Testudines, Dermochelyidae. The transcript is spliced from 8 exons. Gene Ontology annotation, cellular component: mitochondrion; mitochondrial inner membrane. Bases 302 to 1216 code for a protein of 304 amino acids. The record is from RefSeq and is a predicted model, not a curated record. Gene Ontology annotation, molecular function: glycine transmembrane transporter activity.
CCGGAAGCCGGCUGGCCGCUCAUACGCAGCUCCGGUUCAAGGAUCUUAGGUCGAUUGAGCGGAGGCUGACAUGGCAGAGCUGCUGUAACAUCACCCUCCUAUACAAGGAAGAGAAGAGCGAGCAGCCUGGAAGCACACUGUGGAAGAAGACUAGCAAUCUGGUGAGUGCAGUGAAAGCAGAGUGCAAAUUGUCUGAAGGCUAGCCGCCUGCGUGCGGACUACUAACCACCGUGUUAGGUGCUGUGGAAAUGCAUAUGUAAUAUCCCACAAACGAGGAUUCCUGGAGUUUAAAGCUUCUUAAAUGAUCCAGAAAACCAGUCCUCCGCUGCUCCAGGCUCAAGAUGUAGGAGACAAGAUGGAAACACUAAUGAUGCAUCCAGUGCUAAAGGCCUUUGUGUGCGGUUCCAUCAGUGGGACCUGCUCCACCCUUCUCUUCCAGCCCCUAGAUCUGCUUAAAACCCGGCUGCAGACCCUGCAGCCUUCCAUCAGUGGGUCAGGUCAUGUUGGGAUGGUAGCUUUGUUCAUUAGGGUUGUUCGCACUGAAAGCCUCCUAGGGCUCUGGAAAGGGGUCUCACCAUCCUUCGCAAGAUGCAUCCCUGGGGUCGGGAUUUACUUCAGCACCUUGUACAAGAUGAAACAGUACUUUCUCUCAGACCGCUCCCCCACAGCCCUAGAGUCUGUCCUUCUGGGCAUUAGCUCCCGAACAGUAGCAGGUGUUUGCAUGUUGCCCAUAACCGUGGUGAAGACACGGUAUGAGAGUGGGAAGUAUGGCUAUGAGAGUGUGUAUGGAGCCUUGAGGAAUAUCUAUCGGACAGAAGGGGCCCGGGGCUUGUUCUGUGGGCUGACUGCAACGCUCCUGCGUGAUGCACCCUUUUCUGGCAUCUAUCUGAUGUUCUAUACCCAGACCAAAAGAGUUAUGCCUCAGGACCAGUUUGAUCCAGCACUCACCCCCUUAGUGAACUUCGGCUGCGGAAUCUUUGCUGGAAUCCUGGCUUCAUUGGCGACACAGCCUGCUGAUGUAAUCAAAACCCACAUGCAGCUGACACCUGAAAAAUACCAGUGGACAGGGCAGGCCAUUGCCUCAAUCUUCAAGGACUAUGGACUAGUUGGCUUUUUCCGUGGUGGUGUCCCCCGUGCCUUGCGGCGCACUCUGAUGGCAGCGAUGGCAUGGACUUUAUAUGAGCAGAUGAUGGCAAAAAUGGGGCUGAAAUCCUGAAGGACUUGCAGUGGAGGAGACCAGCCUAAACCCUUCAUGUCUCACCAGCUGAUCCAGGUGAGUAGGAGAUUUCCCAGUUCUGCGGGGGUGGAUCUUUGUUCCACUGUGGUAAAGCGAUAAUGAUUUCUGAUCCAGGGGACCAGGCUGCAAAACACACCCUCUCUGACACAGAUGCAAGUAGGGGAGAGAAGGUUUUGACUUUUUGCAUCUUCAGAGUAAAGCAUUCCAGGAGGACCGUUUCAUUCAACUUCCUUGGAAGAUGGGAGGGUUUCAGUAUCCUAUGAAUUUACAUGGUUACGGUAAAGGCUGUUGAAAGAAACCCCUUCAGAAUAGUCCUGUGUGCCCUGAGAAACUUUUGCACAGAAGCCAUCUGGGGAAGAAGUGAUUGGACUUGGACUAUAGAACUCAGCAACUUUCUACCCUGGUGGUGUACCCAGUCUACGAUCCCAGGUCAUGUGCCAUCUGACACUCGUCCUGUUAUCUGUCAGUGUCUUUUGCUUCUGCACCCAGAGGGAAGGCAUGGAGGAGAAUGCUACAAGGGGACCAGUGUAACCAUUUCUUUCAGAGUUUGCUUAAUGUAUUAAUACAUGUAUUUGAGUGAUAGAGGGGGAAAUGUAUGGCUGAAAGGAAUGCUGGGAAAUGCAGUCUUACCAUACCUUGCACAGGAGCUUUGAUGUUGGAUAAAGUAGCUGGGAACCUAACUGACAUCUCCGUUAUGGCUUGUAGCAAAGGCCUUUACGCUUCUACCCUUGUGCUUUAGGUUGUAUUUCCCACAGCAUGACCCAGUGUCGUGGCAGAAGACAUUUUUCCACUGGCUUUAUUCUUUGUCUAUAGGCAUUUAUUAUGCCUACCCACAUGACUACCAUGGCUAGGCAAAAGCACUGACUGUCUUGAAAUAUGACUUAGCUAAGAGAGAUGGAAGGCCAGAAAAUGGACUUGAGAAAUAGUCUCUUUUGAAACUCCAUUUGCAGCCUUUCUGUAUCGGCUGUUUUUCUUGCACUGUUUAAAUUGAACUGUAGCUUUGGACCAUUAUCCAGGUUUAACUGCAAUGAAUGUAAAUGUGUCUAUAAUAAAACAUAUGCAAGAAGGUUGUAUUCUA